Molecule: messenger RNA, 804 nt
Organism: Seminavis robusta
Lineage: Eukaryota; Bacillariophyta; Bacillariophyceae; Naviculales; Naviculaceae
Source: the annotation of a GenBank genome assembly
AUGAAGUUUCUAGCCCCAGUUUUCCUCUGUCUCUUGGCUUUGACGCCAAACAGGACGAUUGCCUCCGAUGAGCUGAAGGAGUGUGAUGCAACCUAUUCUGUGCAGCUUGGUGCGACGUACCCAAACGAUGUGGCAGUCCAAUGCACACCAGAGGACAUGUCUUUGAUUACUCAAGUGAUCCAAUCCGUGGUGGAAAUCGACACGUAUGCAUCGCGGCUGAGCAAAUACGUUCCAGCGUUUCAUCUUGUAUCUGAACAAUACCGGAACGAUAUCACCAUCGACCACACUGGCGCCUUGACCACUCGUCUCGGCGCUGAAGAGAUCGUCGAGCACUUGACAGAAGAGGACAUCAAGGAAGACAUCUACUACGAAAACGGUGCCGACGACGAAGGCAAUGGCCGCCGCAGACUAAGGAAACUCAUCAACGACGCAUUGGAGCACGGAAGUUCCGCCGUAGACGACAGAACAAAAAGAGAAGGCGACCAAGCUCACCGCCAAGCGCAACAGAUGAACUGCAAAAACAUGGGUGGUUGCACUGCGGAGUGGUGUUGCCAAUUCUGCGGAACCUGUUGGGGCGGUGGGCGUCGUCAACAAGAAUCACACCCACUGCUCCGAGGCAUGCCGGAAGUCGAAGAAGAAGGAACAGCUGAGGAAGACGAAGAGCUCGUUCAAAGGAUCAAGCAACACGAGGAACGAGUGUCCAACGAAAUCGAAAAGAAAAUGCGUUACAUGGCCCGCAAGGAAGCCGUCCCUUGUCUGGGGAACUUUUGGCAGGUGGAGGUGCAAUUCAAACUCAUUCUCUAG